Rhagoletis pomonella (apple maggot) is the source of this 8446-nucleotide messenger RNA. Its product is annotated as mitogen-activated protein kinase kinase kinase 13-like. Gene Ontology annotation, biological process: protein autophosphorylation. The transcript is spliced from 8 exons. The coding region runs from base 1054 to 4161 and encodes 1035 amino acids. The record is from RefSeq and is a predicted model, not a curated record. NCBI's taxonomy places the organism in Eukaryota, Metazoa, Arthropoda, Insecta, Diptera, Tephritidae. Gene Ontology annotation, molecular function: ATP binding; JUN kinase kinase kinase activity.
GAAAAUCAGUUGAGGAACUUCAAUCGUAACGGUGAGUUCCAUUGUUGGCUUGUUCCGUCAUUGUAGCGAAAACUUGCGCGUGUGGCUUAUCUGUGAGCAAAGUGGAAAAAAAUCGAACUGAAAGGGAUGGUGAAAUGAUAUUGAAAAAUCUAAAUUGCAAUUAAGUAGAAUUGAUAAUAAAUGCGCUUAUGAAACGAAAAGUAAUUUAUAAAAAAAAAAUUGCAAGAAUCAAAAAAUAAAACCACCUGCGCGCGUGUGUGUUAAAUUAUAAUUUAUAUGGAAAGAAGUUAGUAGAAAAUUAAGCGAAUUUCGUAUACGAAUACAAAUAUACAGUGCUUUGUUAGAGCACUGCACAAUACAUAUAAAGUUUACACACGCACACCUAAACAAGCUUGUCUUUUUACCUUGACGUCACGUCGCUUUUUUUAACCUGCCGCCACCGACGAGCGCGAUCCAAACCGAGCAUUCGUAAUAUUGCCGCUCAAACGAAACACGAAACAUAUCUUAGAUACGUGUAGAUAGUAGCGGCGCGCGACAACUCCGGCUCCCAAUGCGAAAGACGAAGUGCUUGGGGCAGUGGUGUGAUACCAAAAAGAUAUAUGUAUGUAUAGCCGGAGAUACGACUACCAGUUAAUGGCAAAAGCCAAAGCAAUUAAACGGCUCACACAUAUGUACAUACACACAUCGAAAAGUUUUACAUACUGGGGAUUGUGGUAUGCAUAACAAAGUGUAAAAAAAGUAAAUAUAUUUAUUUAUGUAUAUGUAUAAAUAAAAAAUACUCUUAAAAAUAAAAAAUAAAAAAAAUAUGCACAACUGGUCUGCAGAAAUAAAUGUCAACCUAAGAAUUGCCUCCGAAUAUAAUUGUAGUGUAAAAAUACUUAAGCCCAACACAAUACAGCUGCACAGAAACCCACGAGAAGGCAAAUAUUUACUAAAAAAAAGUAAAAUCUGACACCUACACUUGCAAAAAAAAAGCAUUACAUAUCUACAAAUUGUAAUAACGGAUAAUUCCAACAACGUGUGAAAGGAAAUAGUACAUAAAUACUACUCAAGAUGGUAUUCUACAUAUCGUUUUUUGGCAAAAACAUCGACCCGCCUGACAAAGUGGCCAACGAAAAAAGCAUGGCCUGCAUUCAAGAUGGAUUGGAACAAAUGAAAUUAGGCGCGGGCAAUCUCUCAUUCGCAACAGACAUCGACUUUCAGCAACGACCGCAAGCGAAUAACGUAAACAUCAACGUGACAGACAGUAGUUCCGACAAUACCUGCCAACAUCGAUGGACGCCCACACAUGGCUAUCGCGACAAGGGUAUCGGUGUGAUGACAAGUCUACUGGGUUGUAUGAAACCGAUACUCUCCUUUAUGACCAAGACUGGCGUUAUCGAGGUCAAAGAUCCAAAAGAUUACGCCUGGGAAAUACCAUUUGAAUGCAUCACUGGGCUGGAGUGGCUGGGAAGCGGUGCACAAGGAGCGGUUUUCAGUGGAAAACUGAAUAACGAAAUUGUUGCCGUGAAGAAGGUGAAAGAACUGAAGGAAACAGAUAUUAAGCAUUUAAGAAAGUUGGAUCAUCAGAAUAUUAUUAAGUUUAAGGGUGUUUGCACACAAUCGCCCGUCUAUUGUAUAAUUAUGGAGUUUUGCCCCUAUGGUCCACUACAAAACAUACUAAAGGAGGAGAAAGUGAUGUUGCCAUCUCGCCUGGUGUCGUGGUCGAAGCAAAUCGCGCUCGGCAUGCAAUAUCUGCACUCGCAUAAAAUCAUACAUCGUGACUUGAAGAGUCCCAACAUACUAAUCGGUCAACAAGAGAUAGUGAAGAUCAGCGAUUUUGGUACAAGCAAAGAAUGGAAUGAGAUCAGCACGAAAAUGAGUUUCGCCGGCACCGUGCCCUGGAUGGCACCUGAGGUGAUACGAAAUGAACCAUGCUCGGAGAAGGUCGACAUUUGGUCCUAUGGCAUUGUGCUCUGGGAGAUGUUAACAUGCGAGAUACCCUACAAGGAUGUUGACUCAUCCGCCAUUAUUUGGGGUGUGGGCAAUAAUUCAUUGAAACUACCGAUACCGUCCAGUUGCCCAGAGGGUUUCAAGUUAUUGGUUAAUUUAUGUUGGCACACUAAACCUCGCAAUCGUCCCUCCUUCGGGCAAAUAUUGUCCCAUUUGGAAAUUGCCGGUCCAGAGCUACUGCGUAAAAGCGACAAAGUCUACUUCGAGGCGCAGCAGUCGUGGAAGGAGGAAGUGCGUUCACAUCUCAAGGAAAUCACAAAGAAUGGCACUAGCAUACAUAAGUAUGAACAGGAUUUGAUUAGACGACGCACGGCCGAGUGGCAGCAUGCGCAAGAUAUACGACUGGUCUACGAAGAUAAGUUAGAGAAGACAAAUCGACUGUAUUUAGAAUUAAGUGAAUGCAUGACUCAGCUGCAGGAAAAGGAGAAAGAGAUAGCUAUGCGCGAAAAACAGCUACCAGGUUACAAGCCAACGCGUCGACUAGGCUGUACGUUGCGAAAGAUACAAAAUUACCGUAGACGGCUUAAUGCACCUUUGGUAACAUCAGGAAAUCCUCAACAACAACAACAACAGACGUCAACGACACCAGACCCCGAAACUACGCCAGAGAGUCCCCUUAAAGCUAUGCUGUACGCGCAGGUGAUAAGCUUGAAUCAGACAAAAUCAUAUUGCGUGCCCACACAGAAGCCGAAGAAGAGCAGACAUCGACGAGUUGGUUCGGGUAGCUUUGCAGCUGUGCCCAAGUAUAGUCCAAGUCGAGACCGACGCUACCAGAGCGAGCCAGAAAAUCGUAAGAACGUCAAAUUGGUGGAUACCGAAACUCAAACCGAUGCCAUGGAUAUUAGUGAGACAGACAUUAGCCCAAGUGCUUGCUGUGCAAUGCGCGAUAUCUCUAUGACGCUCGCAAACGACAGCGGGCUGCCAUCUUACGAAGUUCUAUAUGCAAUGGAUCGCAUAAAUCAACGCCAGUUGGCAGAGCCACAGAUCGCUAUGCCCCGACCACAGCAGCUAAUACACAAUGUAAAGGAGCAACAGCAACAAACCGAUGUGGUGCCAGUAGAAGAGGUGUCCGCGGCGGCGACGCCAACCAGUCUGAAUGGCAACUCCAUGACACCUUCAGAUGUGACUUUCCAAGAUGCAUGCUCUAGUCCCGAUCAACUGCUCGACGAUAUAAUCAACAGCAACGAAAGACUUGACAUACCCGAUUAUUGCAGUUCGAAUGAGCACCUCGAGCGUCUUGGCGAAAAGGUGAUAAAAUUUAUCAACGAGAAUCGACUGAGCAUACAAACUACAACAACGGGCCUAAGUAAUCAUGGUGAAGUGUCGGCUGCAACGCGCUUGCAAGCUGACAAUGGUAAUGAGCUGGCGGGCGAGAGUUUUGGCACGACCACGAAAGAUACGAUAAGGGAAGGCUCGAUGGAGCGCUCGACGCCGAGAACGAGCAGUGUACGACGAAAACAAAAGCCGCAGCAUAGCUCGGAGAAGAAGAUGCGCCCUGAGGAGCAAGCGCAAGCGCACCAUAAUGCAAAUGGUGAAUCGAAUGAAGAUCUCUUCGAUGAUAGUUGGUCAGAUGAGGAGGGCGAGGAUACUGACUAUCACUAUGGGCUACGAAGAAGGAGCAUUGGUCGUCUGCCAAUUGGCCGUGGCAUGCGUGCACGUCGUUGCUACAAAAUACCCAUCAUUCCGAAAAUUCCCAUCCACAAGCGAAAUGUGACUGUCGUCUCGGAUGAGGAAAAUACAUCGGAGUAUAGCCACUCACCAUCCAGCCAACAUUCAACACUCGAAAGUAAUCCUGAUGAAGUACUCAAACAAAUGAAAGCCACACAAAAGAGCGUCGCGACAACUGCUACAACAACAGACAGCGAAGAAGAGGUCUCGUCGAGCAGCAGCAGUGAGGACGGUGAGGAUGUGACAACGCUGCAUGAGCGUAGCAGUAGAUCGACAGCAGCAGGAGGAAGCACAGCAGCUGCAGCAGCGCAACGACAAAGGCGUGCGCAACGCCAACAGCAGCAACAACAACCACCACACAAAUACAUCACUGCAACAACAAAAUCACCCACAAAUGUUGCGGUUGCACCAGCAGGCAAUGCGUUGCCUUUUCUACCGAAGAGCAGUGAUGUAAUUUCCAUACCCACAUACGAAGCGGACGGUGCUGUGGAUAUGGUUUAGGCGCGAGUACUGUAACAGCAAAUACUAAGUAGGCUCAUGAACUUUGCCUUAAACAUAAGGCUGUAGUUCCAUAUGAAAACAACAACAAAAACAAUAAACGUGAAAUAGUACAUAAAACUAUAAGCAGAAAUUAUUAACGCAAACAAAUUUCGCUUUAGUUCAAGUGCGUAUGUAUCUCACAAAAUUUAAUGUUCUGUAUUGAUAAUUAAAUCUACCAGUUUAUUACUUAAGUAAUCGUUACGAAUAAGUGUACAACAACAAGUCAGGCAUCUUGUCAUAGUAAUUAGUCAUAUAUGAAGGCAUACAUACAUACAUACAACCUUAGAACAGAGGAUUACAUUUAAUUACAUUGUACUCAUUACUUACAUACAUUUAAAUGAUUAUUGUAUAUUAUUAGGUAAUAUUAUUUAGCAGGAAAAAGGAAAAAUUGUACACAUACACACACUAGUAGCUUAUGUUUAGAGAUACAUUACUAAAUAGACUUGGUUUUACAUUAGGCUUCCCAAAUAUGUUAAGCAUUUCCAAGUAGAUUUGGUUGCUAAUCUUCACCUGGGUGCAAAAAGAAAGUUGUAACCCAACUUUUGUUACUGCUGGUACAGUGCCUCCUUAAUAAACGUAACUACUAAAGAACCGCAGUUGUAUAUUUGUCAGAAAACCCAAAUACAAACAUUUCAAAAAGAUAAUCUGACAUAUUUAACAGCCCCGCAAAACAAAAAAAAAAUAUUGUCUGGUGAAUGAGGCUUUUUUUGUUUUUUUUUUUUGUAAAUUAAGCAUGCAGAAAACAGCACUCAGACUACUGUUUUCGUAUUUUAUUUUAAUCUAUUUUAAAUCUACGCGAUUUAUGAAUAAAUCGGAGCAGACUGUUGGGUGUUAAAGAGUUCAGGUGUCGUCUCUCAACAAAUCGCUGAUAAAAGCCGUAUGCCUAUUUCUUGUAAAGGCGGAGCAUGAAAAGCAUUCCGCUAUCUUAUCCUCUUCAAAGCUGAAAUGGCAAAUGGGGUUGUCAUGUAUGCCUAUCACAGUCAGGUCUUUAUGCAACGAGAAGUGACCAGUCAACAGUCCCACAAGUUAUCUGCAGUCCCGUCUGCGGUGCGAUCUGCCUGGGGUUACCUCUACUUUGCCUAAACUAUCCCGAAUAUUUGAAGCAUUCAGGCAGCGGAGGGGACAUGCUGAGUGGUAUGCUGAUAUGUAUGUUUCUUCAGCCCAACAGUGGGACAUUUUCGACUAAUUUUCUUCAAAAAUGGCUGGAACAGUAGAUUUUUUGCCGAAUUUAAUAACUUUUUUUUUAAUACUUAGAACCGGUUUUAGAAAACAUUGUCUAAGCCAAUUAAAAUAGGUUGGAACAUUACAAAAAAACAUCAAACUAAGAGUAUUAUAUGGCACACUUUAUCCAGAAAAAUGUAUAAGGUACGAGUUAAGGAUAGCAGCCGCCAUAUUGGAUCGGCCAAAUUUGAUCGGUCAUUUUGAAUUUCAUGAUUCUAUCAUCAGAACGGAAUUCAACGACUUCAAAAACAUUUACCUUUAGAAUGUGAGAUUUGUAACCAAGAAAAAAAAAAUAUUUUUUUUUGUUUUGCGUUUUGGAAUUGUCCGACUUUCACCAAAUGCUGAUCAAAAUAAUUUGUUUUGUAUUCGUGCUUGGACAAUCUUUUCUAAAACCAGUCUCAAGUAUUAAAAAAAUAUCAAAAAUCUUCCACUGUCCAACGGCUCUCUUUUCAGUAUCAUUUUGAAAGUUUUCGGGGUGCAAGGUAGACUUGUGUAAGGUUCAAGACCUCAAGUUCUUUUUUCGAAUUUAGCAGAUUUGCAAAUUUUUUGUUUUCAAGUGUAAUUCGUUUGUUCUUUGAUCGCCGCAACUUGCAACCAAUCUCUUAAACGAAAUCAUUAUGUAUGAAAUGUCGUAAUUUUGUACGCCAAAUUUUAACUUAUUUUUUAUUUUUUUUUAAGUAAUACUUAACCUGCAAUAAUUAGAUAUUUAAACCUCAUUCAUUUAAAAUUAGUUUGAUUACAAAUUAUUUCUUAAUAUAUAUACAUACAUUUAAGCGUACAAUAUGCAUGCCCACAUACAUAUAAUAUGUAUUUUUAAUUACGGCUAUGUAAGUUUCUUUAGCAUCUAAAGUCCAGCGACCCAUAUUUUUUUUUUAAAUUUUCGUGGAUAUAUUUAAAGGUGUGUUCCAACAUUAGAUGUUGAUAUUUUAAGGACCAGCCUAAUAUAUACAUAUGUACAUAUAUUUAAUGCGAUAUAUACAUACGCGAUGUCCAAUCACUUAAAUUGUACUUUAAUAAGUUUUAUGUAGGUUUAGUUACUCCUAGUUUAGUUUUUGAAGCGAUUAAAUUGCUUCUACGUGCCUGCUAUUCUCGGAAGACAUUCCUUUCAUUUUUGUUUUUAAAUUAGUUUGUUUUUAAGUUUCAUAUAGUUAUUCGUAACUUAAUAUAUAGACACAUAUGUAUUAAAUGCAUGUGCUUAAAAUACAUAUGUACAUACAUACAUAUACUUGUGGCUAUUAUUAUGUAAACUCAUAUUGCCUAAAUAAUUAAGUGAAUAAUAAAAAAAUAAACAUAUUUACACACAUUCAAACCUGUAUUCAAUUUGAUUUGUUUUAAUUUUUAUUCUUUAAAUCACAUACAGUUACUCGUGCUUAAAACGACACAUAAGGCUUAACAUAGGAACGUCGUUAAGAAGGCACUGUUUUAUGUAAUAAUUAAGUUUUAAGUUUAGAAGGUUGAAUGCUAUUAAACGUGUACAUUGACUACGGUGCUAGAUGGCCAAUAUAUGAACAUACAUAUGUAUAUGUAAUCACAUUUUCGAAGAAAAUCCUUUCAGCGAAAUUAGUGUCCUCGCAGUCGUCAAAAUAAGAGAAAGAUCUUCCUGGAGCCCGACUUUUUGCUUUUAUGGAGCAAUAACCUUUUCGUGGUCGAUUCUUUACACCUUCUCUCCGCCUUCUAAAAGGAGUUAUACACACAUCAAUUUGUCAAUCAACUUCAAAUAAACUGUUGAGCUGUUCAAAGUCAAACGAUUUUUAUGUUUGUGGCUCCUUAAAAACGGGAUUAUAAAAAUUAUUUGGCCUUAUCAUGAGUUUCAUUUUCGCCGAACCGGUUAAAUUUUCAAUUUUGAUUUCCAUAUAUUUACUAUGGGCGGAAUAAAAAUGUUCGGAUUAUAUUUUAGGACUUUCACCAAAAUAUUUUGGACAAAUUUUUAAAUUUACUUGAGCUGGAACGAUUUGAAAAUUUUGUGUAGUAUGUGAUGUUGUUUCAAUAAAUAUCACUGUGCAACAAUUUCAUAGCCUGGGGGCGGAAUGAUUCCAACUGAGGAUGAACCACCUAGACCCAUAUAGUAAAACCCCCACAAUUUUUUGCGAAAUAAUUCUUAUAAUUGACGAAAGAGUCAUUAACAUCAUUUUUACUUUGGGAAAAAUCUGGAAAACUAUCGCCAGAUUGGCGAUAAAUCGACCAACCUGGCAACACUGUUCUCAGGUCAAGUUUUUUUAUGGCCAUAUUAAGUUUGAAAUUUUUUGCCUGGGUGUUUUUAGAAUAAGUAGAAAUAAGGGUUAAAAUCCAUAUUGGAGCGAAAUAAGUAUAUAGUUUGGGUACAUAUAGUAAAAUUUAACCAGAAAUAAUUUUGUAUAACCCUUUUAACCCAUUAACACUCUCAUGAAAUGGUCGUUUAGGCUACUUUUUUGGAAAGGCUGAAUAAAACGGUAUUUGGUCGAUCGAAGAGGGUUAAAAUGUUGGAAAAAAUCACUAGAAUCAUUCCGGCCCACUGUGUAUCUAAUGGCAUUUUGAGGUGUCAAACAUUUUUAAUUAUUUGUUAUGUUUACACUUACGUAUUAAGUAUAUGCAUUGUGUGUAUAUAAAGCUUCAUACAUAUACAUACUUAUGUACAUACUUACAUUGGACCGUACCACAAAAAAAAAAAAAUUCACUGUACACCUCGGAGUCCAAAGUACGUAUAUUUACAGUCGGAUCUUAAAGUGUGAUAUAUCGAUGUUUUGGUCUCGAGGACACAUUUAUUUUUUUGUUCCAAAGUUCAUUGAUCUCAAGUACGCCAUUCUAGUACAUAUCCACCAGAUCUCAGUUCUUCUCAUCCUAACGUACCGACGUAAUGUCAGUAAUUUAACACUGGAAAGAUGGACAAGGGUAAUUUGACCUAUUUUCAUAUUUGACUCUCAAUAUUUCUUUUGCCAGUUAUUUUUCUAAAUAGGUUUUUCGUGACUUUUAUUAAAAAUGCAUAAAAUUUAACAUAAAAGCCUUCCUAUUUUAUUGAUGUGUUCAAACUUAAACAUUUGAGCAUAUU